UUGCGACUCAUUUGCCGUUUUUGACGUUUACUGUCAAUCAAAACAAUUUUUUAUUCAAAAAAUGGGCAUAACUAACGAUGUCAAUCUACCAACGGAAGAAGAAUUAACCGUUCAAGAAGUAAACCUCUCGGGCCCUGUUUUGAAAGCCGCUGCGUUUCAUUUAGGACGAUCUUGCUUACAUGAGAAUAAUGAAUUUAUGUUGUGUAGAAAUGAAUUAGGUGAUCCUAGAAAAUGUCUGGAAGAGGGCAAAGCGGUUACAAGCUGCGCGUUGAACUUUUUCCGUCAAGUGAAAAAAACUUGCGCUGGCGAAUUUAUGCAAUAUGUUAAUUGUAUUGACAAGUCGAGCCCCAAUCAGCAAUACAAACCAUGUCGCAAAACUCAAGCUGUUUUUGAUAAAUGCGCUAAAGACAACAUGGGGAUUGAAAGGCUUCCACAUGACCAUUACGCCAGGGUUCAGAUCCAUAAGACCACCAGACCCAGGCCUCCGGUUGAAGCUCCGGCUGUAUAUCCCGACGCCACUCCUUAUCUGCCAGAAGAUGCUGAAAAGCCCCCAGCGAAACAUGGCUCUCGCUACAUUUUCAUGAAUUAAAGCCACCGGUUUAUAGUCACAUUAUUGUGGUAAUUUAGAAUGUUGUAGUGUCAGCCUGCACAGGUGUUGUAAAUAAAUUUAUUAACAAUU
This is a messenger RNA of Tribolium madens (black flour beetle), 679 nucleotides long. RefSeq names its product NADH dehydrogenase [ubiquinone] 1 alpha subcomplex subunit 8 (gene ND-19). The coding region runs from base 62 to 589 and encodes 175 amino acids. Gene Ontology annotation, biological process: mitochondrial electron transport, NADH to ubiquinone. Lineage: Eukaryota; Metazoa; Arthropoda; Insecta; Coleoptera; Tenebrionidae. The transcript has 3 exons. The record is from RefSeq and is a predicted model, not a curated record.